AUGACCUACAAUUGUUUCCCAAAGCUUUUAAAAGUUCUCAGAAAAGCCCGCUACCUCGUUGGCAUCGCUACUCUCGCCACCACUACCACCACCAACACAUCCGCCGCUUCUCUUGGUCCCAAAAUCUCUACCAUGGAAGCCGACCUACAGACUAUAAAAACCCGCCUGUGUAUUGUCGGAAGCGGCCCUGCUGCCCAUACCGCCGCCAUCUAUGCGGCCCGUGCGGAGCUUAAACCUAUUCUCUUUGAGGGCUGGAUGGCGAAUAAUAUCGCCCCCGGCGGGCAGCUUACUACUACCUCCGAAGUUGAAAAUUUUCCGGGUUUCCCUGACGGGAUCGGCGGUAUAGAGCUUAUGGACCGAUUUCGCGCUCAAUCGGUCCGGUUCAAAACCGAAAUCUUCACUGAAACUGUCUCUAAAGUCGACUUUUCUACAUCUCCCUUUAAAAUCUUUAGCGAUGAUAGGACCGUUCUUGCUGAUUCUGUUAUAAUUGCUACUGGUGCCGUUGCCAAACGCCUCCGAUUCCCCGGUUCUGAGGAGUUCUGGAAUCGUGGCAUCUCUGCCUGCGCGGUCUGUGACGGUGCCGCUCCUAGCUUCCGUAACAAACCUCUUGCUGUCAUUGGUGGCGGGGACUCUGCAAUGGAAGAAGCCACCUUUUUAACCAAAUAUGGUUCUAAGGUUUACAUUAUCCACCGAAGAGAUGAAUUUAGGGCUUCGAAGAUUAUGCAGAACAGGGCUUUGUCAAACCCGAAGAUUGAAGUCUUGUGGAAUUCUACAGUAACAGAGGCGUACGGGGAGAGGUCUUUGGGGGGUUUGAAGGUGAAGAAUUUGGUGAGUGGGGAGGUUACUGAUUUGAGCGUUUCUGGUUUGUUUUUUGCGAUUGGACAUGAGCCGGCAACCAAGUUUUUGGGCGGGCAGCUGGAGGUGGAUUCUGAUGGGUAUGUGAUCACGAAGCCUGGCACCACUCAGACCAGCGUCAAGGGUGUAUUUGCUGCUGGUGAUGUUCAGGAUAAGAAGUAUAGGCAGGCUGUUACUGCUGCUGGCUCAGGAUGCAUGGCAGCCUUAGAAGCAGAACAUUACCUGCAAGAAAUUGGUGCUCAAGUGGGCAAGAGUGAUUGA
Fraxinus pennsylvanica is the source of this 1116-nucleotide messenger RNA. Lineage: Eukaryota; Viridiplantae; Streptophyta; Magnoliopsida; Lamiales; Oleaceae. The record is from the annotation of a GenBank genome assembly.